Messenger RNA from [Candida] anglica, 2529 nucleotides. The record is from the annotation of a GenBank genome assembly. Lineage: Eukaryota; Fungi; Ascomycota; Pichiomycetes; Serinales; Debaryomycetaceae.
AACUUUUUAAAGAAGAUAUACAGAACCAUUGAGAAAGGGUUGACAUAGUAGGAAUGGCACCCAAUGAUAAGACGCCCUCACAGCACAACUCGACGUUGUUCAUCUCGCCGUUGAUCAAUCGGAGACCGAACCUUUUUGUGACGCCGCCAAAUCCUGCUGGUGGGUUGUUUGACAGUCCUCAAGUUCAAGGACGGGUGAAAGGGCAGGGCCAGGCCCAGGGCCAGACCCUGAGACAAAGUCAUCUGGCUCUGUUGGAUCUGUUUACUCAGAACCAGGGGGUGAAUCUGGGGUAUAAUGGGAUGAAUAUGGAGGGAAGGGAGGUUAUAGAGCCGCUGCUUUCACAGAUUUUACAAAAUGGUCAGGGUCACUCUCAGGGCCUCCCGCAGGGUGGCCCGUCACUGGGAGCACAUCCCCUGGGAGCACAUCCCCUGGGAGCUUAUCCCCAGGGAAUGAAUCUGGGGAUUCAUCUGGGAGCUCAUCUGGGGAUUCAUCUUGGAGUUCAUCUGGGAAUUCACCCUCUAGCAACUAAUCUGGAAGCUCUCCCUUCGGGAGGGAUUCUGUCUGUCCAUGCCGGCCAUGGAAAUGCCAUUUCCCCCGCAGAAAAACUUCGACUUUGGCGUCAUGACGCGCUAAAUCAACACCAUUACGCCACCGCCGAGUACAUCGGAGACAAAGUUCUAACCCUUACUAAUGAUCCCAAUGACGCCUUCUGGCUAGCUCAAGUUCAUUUUGCCACCGGGAAUUACCUCCGGGCGAAACAACUUCUAACCCCCUUCACAGCCCAAUCGAUCUCCUGUAGAUAUCUCACGGCAUACUCUCUUAUCAAGCUAGAACUCUGGGACGACGCCUUGGACGUUGUAGGGGAACAUAACCCAUUCACUCGUGAUGACAACUACCAGGUCCUGACCACUGACGGUGGGAUCAAGCUUGAACUGACCAUGUGCUACCUCCGAGGGCUCAUCUACGCCAACCAAAACAAUUUCGAAAGGGCUAAGGAAUCGUACAAGGAGGCCCUCUUUGUCGAUGUCAAGUGCUUUGAGGCGUUUAGGGAGUUGGUGAGAAACAAUCUCAUGACCCCAAGUGAAGAAUGGGAAUUUGUUCUGCUGCUUAAUUUCCGAAACGCCGAUGACGAUAACGCCGAGUUGGUCAAACUCUUGUACACUACACAUCUUCUGAAAUAUUGUAAUGCACAGAAAUUCCAAGAAGUCGAGGAGAUCUUGGCUGAUGAGUACCAAUUGGGCGACAAUAGCGAUAUCCUUCUCUCCAAGGCAGACUAUCUCUAUGUACAAUGUCAAUUCGAUGAAUGUCUUGCCGUUUGUGAGCGUGUGUUAGCGCGUGACACCUACAAUUUCAACGCGAUCCCAAUCUAUCUCUCUUGUUUGUAUGAGCUUGGGGCAAAGAAUAAACUUUUCUUGAAAGCUCACGAGUUGGCAGAGAACCAUGCACAGAACCCAACCACUUGGUUGGCCAUAGGAAUCUAUUAUCUUCUGAUUGGUAAAGUCAUAGAGAGUAGGAAGUUUUUCAGUAAAACCACCCUUCUUAACCCAAACUUUGGCCAGGCAUGGAUAGGGUUUGCCCAUACGUUUGCCGCUGAGGGAGAACAUGAACAAGCCAUCAGUGCAUAUGCAUUUGCCGCCAGAUUGUUCCCCGGAACCCAUUUAGCCAAUCUAUUCCUUGGUAUGCAACACCUUCAAAUGAAUAAUUUGAACUUGGCAGAGGAGUACUUGAUGGCCAGCUAUCAAAUUUGUCUGACUGACCCGUUACUUUUGAACGAGUUGGGAGUUAUUAACUACCAUCGGGGGAAAUUUGGUGCUGCGGAACUGUAUUGUCAAGAGGCAUUGGGUGCGGCCAAACAUCUCAACCUGGACUCCAAGACCUGGAUCUCGAUCCAUACGAACUUGGGACACAUUUUGAGGAAGUCAGGGGACCCUCACAAGGCAUUGGAAUGUUUCCAGCAAGUGUUACGGAUUUCUAGUAGGGACGAUAGUAAUGUGAUGGCGGCCAUGGGGUUGAUUUAUUUGAAAUUGAACGACCACGAGAGUGCCAUUGAGGUGCUUCAUGAGGCUCUAGCCAUCACUCCACUGGACCCGGUCUCCUCGGACUUGUUGAAGAGAGCACUUGAACAGAAUGCCGAGCAAGGCGCACGGUUUCUUGGGGCCAAGAGUACCCGGUUGAUGGAAUUGAAUCUCCCCACCAUGAAGGAGCGUAGACGUAGACAUGAGCACCAUGGGAUGGGGAUGGGUGAGCAUCUUGCGGAUAUCACGACGUCUCUGAAUAAGUUCUCUGGGGCAGGAGGAGGGACCACGCCUGUGAAGAAGAACAUGGUUGUGGUUGGCCGGAAACGUGUAGUUAGUGGGGCUGCUGGUGGGGCAUCUGGAGGUGGAGGCAGUGGAGGUGGAGAUAGAGGCAUGAUAGGGAUUGACGAGCAUGUUGGUACAGACGCCACGAUUGCAGCGAAUGCUUUGAAACGUGGCGAGGAGUCUAGUGAUGAAGAUGACGAGGUUAUGGAUAUAGAGAGCGAAUGAGGAU